AUGUCAUCUGAAAGGUUACAGUCUAUGAAUUAUGGAAUGGAUGCCGAUGGUUGGAGUUUAGGUAUCAUGCUUUUAAAAUAUUUUAAGUGGAAAGCAUCCCUUUAAAUAUUGCAAAAAAAUAAAUUAGAAAAAGUAUUACUCGUAGAUUUAAUAACUAAAACAAAUCCCGGAGUUUGAUGGUAAAUAAUAUCUUUAAGAAUAUAAUUGGUUACCUGAAGCCAAGGAGAUUAUUUAGAAUGUUUACAGUUGCUCUUAAAUAAAGACAAAAUGUAAAGGAAUUAUUGUUAAGUAAGCUAUUGUAAAUGGCUAAAAAUAUUAAUGAGUAAAUAAUUCAUUAAUGA
Paramecium octaurelia is the source of this 341-nucleotide messenger RNA. Lineage: Eukaryota; Ciliophora; Oligohymenophorea; Peniculida; Parameciidae. The record is from the annotation of a GenBank genome assembly.